Molecule: messenger RNA, 528 nt
Organism: Enterospora canceri
Lineage: Eukaryota; Fungi; Microsporidia; Enterocytozoonidae
Source: the annotation of a GenBank genome assembly
AUACUGGGAUUUAUUAGUAGGUGUGUGACAAAUAGGAGUUCUGAGGUCAUUCUGAGGUUGUAUUUAGCGUUAGUCAGACCCCACUUAGACUAUGCAGCUCAAUUUUGGUCCCCUUAUUAUAGGAAGGAUAUAGGCUCCUUGGAGGCAGUUCAGAGAAGAAUGACCAAGAUGAUUCAGGGGCUGAGAAAUUUACCCUACAAAGAUAGGUUAAAACGUCUUAAUCUCCACUCCCUAGAGAGAAAGAGGGCAAGACGGGAUAUGAUUGAGGUUUUCAAAUGGGUAAAAGGAAUUAAUAAGGGAAACAUUGAUCAGGUUUUAGAAUUUAGUAGCCAGGAUAGGACACGUGGAAAUGGGUACAAGCUAGAAAAACUUAGAUUCAGGACAGACAUAGGUAGAUAUUGGUUCACAAACAGAGUGGUGAAUGAUUGGAAUAGGCUGGAUAGACACGUAGUAAGUGCUGAGUCAAUAGGUAGCUUUAAAAGACGGUUGGAUCAGAGUAUGGAUAGGGAUGACAGGUGGGAUGGCUAA